This is a messenger RNA of Brassica oleracea var. oleracea, 1207 nucleotides long. RefSeq lists its product as uncharacterized. The coding region runs from base 1 to 1197 and encodes 398 amino acids. The record is from RefSeq and is a predicted model, not a curated record. The transcript has 2 exons. Gene Ontology annotation, molecular function: DNA-binding transcription factor activity. Lineage: Eukaryota; Viridiplantae; Streptophyta; Magnoliopsida; Brassicales; Brassicaceae.
AUGGAGAACGAAGUUAUGUCUUCUGCAAGCUCUUCCUCACCCCAACCCGAAACCAGCAAAGACACUAUCGUGGCCGUGGAGGAGUCCAACGAGAAGGCAACGGAGAACAACAACAAUCUGAGCCUAGUGCCUUCUGACCAGGAGGUUAUGUCUGAAAGGAGGAGUGAGAACCCUAGUCUCGGGUCUGAAAGGGGGAGUGAGAACCCUAGUCUCGGGUCUGGUGCUGUCCGAACAGGUACAGAGAUGACGAUGCUUUACCCAUCAAGAUCUAAUAAGAUCUACACUUGUCAGUUUUGCAGUAAAGGGUUCUCAACCACCCAAGCCCUAGGUGGCCACCAGAACGCGCACAAGCAUGAUCGUGAGUGGGAAAAGAAGAGGAAGGAGAUGGAAGAAGACUUCCCCGGACUCUCCUUUUUGAACCGUUACAUUGACAAGCCUCACUUGCUCCUAGGUGGGUAUUCAGAAGAUGCUUUAUCAAAUGAUAAUCAUCUUGGGAUCACUCUUGAAUCUUUCAAACGUAGAGGAAGCGGCGGCGUUUACCCAUCAUUCAAUAGCGGAGUCGGCCCCAUGAACAUGAUUGCUCCUCGCAUGGCUCCUACUCGCUUCUUCACAAGGAACACUUUUACCGAUGGUUCCUCUUCAAGGGGACUUGGGCCCAGACCCACCUAUGCCCCGAUGUUCCCUAGAAACGUUCCUCCUUUUCUUCGUCCUCGAUCCACCAAUCUUCCUAGAAAUUUGUAUCCGCAAGGGAAUCGUGUGGGCGAGAAGGACAACGUUGUGGUGAUUGAUGAUGAUGAUGAUGAGCCAGAUGAAGAUAACCCUAAAAGCUGGGAUAUAGUUCACUUCACAAUCCGGAAAAAAAAACUAAAGAAAAAAGAAUUUGUAAUGGAGAACCAAGUUGUGUCUUCUGCAAGCUCUUCCGCACCCCAACCCGAAAUUUGCGAAAGCAUUAUCGUGGCUGUUGAGGAGUCCAAGGAGAAGGCAGCGGAGAACAACAAUCGGGGGCAAGAGAAUCCACUGAGCGAAGAGGACAACGUUGUGGAGAUUGAUGAUGAUGAUGAUGAUGAUGAUGAUGGUGAUGAUGAGGCAGAAGAAGCUGGCGGUACCCUUCUCUCUGAAGGUUGUUUGACUCUUUUUCAUUUUAUUGUAUAUCGUUUUAAACGUUCCUGUGUCUGCAUCUUCUCUCGUUACAUCUAAUUGUGUUUUG